AUGAAGAUUCAACUCGUUGUCGCCCUCGUCGUCGUGGGAGUCUUCGCCCUGGCCCAGGCGCAGGACAUCUCUGGCCUCCUGAUGGACCGGAAUUACGUCCGACGGCAGAUCGACUGCAUCUUGGAACGAGGACGAUGCGACGUUAUCGGAAGACGAAUCAAAACUCUCCUGCCGGACGCCCUGAACAACGGCUGCCGCCGUUGUACCCCCUCCGAGGCAAGGAUCGCCCGAAGGCUGAUGGAGUUCAUGCAGACCAACUACCCCAACGAGUGGCGCGCCAUCGUUCAGCGUUACGGCAACCGAUACUACCGCGGUUGA
Molecule: messenger RNA, 318 nt
Organism: Orussus abietinus
Lineage: Eukaryota; Metazoa; Arthropoda; Insecta; Hymenoptera; Orussidae
Product: ejaculatory bulb-specific protein 3-like
Exons: 2
Coding region: 1-318 (105 amino acids)
Source: RefSeq, a predicted model, not a curated record